Messenger RNA from Cuculus canorus (common cuckoo), 2321 nucleotides. RefSeq names its product GTP binding elongation factor GUF1 (gene GUF1). Bases 101 to 2119 code for a protein of 672 amino acids. Gene Ontology annotation, biological process: positive regulation of translation. NCBI's taxonomy places the organism in Eukaryota, Metazoa, Chordata, Aves, Cuculiformes, Cuculidae. The transcript is spliced from 18 exons. Gene Ontology annotation, cellular component: mitochondrion. The record is from RefSeq and is a predicted model, not a curated record. Gene Ontology annotation, molecular function: GTPase activity; mitochondrial ribosome binding; GTP binding.
CCUUGACUUCUUCCGCCGGGGGCACUUCCGUCGCGCUCGCGGCGGGGAGGUCGCUGGGGCCGAGCGCCCCUCAGCGCUGUGAGGGCCGAGCCCGGGCGCCAUGGCCCUGGCCGGCAGGACGGCGCUGCGCUGGGCCCGGCUGUGGAGCCCCCGCCCCGCUGCCGGCGCGCUCCGCCUUCCAUCCUGGCGGCCUGCGGCGUGCGUGAGGCUGUAUGGAUCCCGCGGCGAGGAAAAGCUAGAUAUGUCGAUGUAUCCUGUUGAAAGCAUUAGAAACUUCAGUAUUAUAGCUCACGUAGAUCAUGGCAAAAGUACUCUAGCAGACAGACUGUUGGAAAUUACAGGAACAAUUGCUAAAACCGGCUGUAAUAAACAAGUGCUGGAUAAACUGCAAGUGGAACGUGAAAGAGGAAUUACAGUUAAAGCACAAUCUGCAUCUCUCUUUUACAAUCAUAAUGAAGUAAACUACCUCUUAAAUCUUAUUGAUACUCCGGGCCAUGUAGAUUUCAGCUAUGAAGUAUCACGAUCACUGUCUGCCUGUCAAGGUGUCAUACUUGUAGUGGAUGCAAAUGAGGGUAUUCAGGCUCAGACAGUGGCAAACUUCUAUCUUGCUUUUGAAGCGCAACUUGCAAUAAUUCCUGUCAUAAAUAAGAUUGACUUGAAGAAUGCUGACCCUGAAAGAGUUGAAAAACAAAUUGAGAAGCUGUUUGAUAUCCCUGUAGAUGAAUGUGUAAGGAUCUCUGCUAAACGAGGAACGAAUGUUGAAAAAGUUCUUCAAAAGGUCAUUGAGAAGAUUCCACCACCCCACUGUAACACUGCUGAUCCAUUGAAAGCCUUAGUAUUUGACUCCACUUUUGACCACUACAGAGGUGUCAUAGCUAACAUUGCACUCUUUGGUGGGGAGAUUGAGAAAGGGCAUAAAAUUGUCUCUGCACACACAAAGAAAAGAUACGAAGUUAAUGAAGUUGGAAUUCUGACUCCAAAUGAACAGCCAACGCAUAAACUCUUCCAGAAACUGGCUCCUCAAGGCAGCAGUGGGAAGAAAAUCAGAUAUGCUGGACAGGUGGGCUACCUGAUUGCUGGAAUGAAAGAAGUAACAGAAGCCCAAAUAGGAGACACACUGUUUUUGUAUAAACAGCCAGUGGAGCCUUUGCCUGGCUUUAAGUCAGCGAAGCCAAUGGUUUUUGCAGGAAUGUAUCCUGUAGAUCAAACAGAAUAUAAUAAUCUCAAAAGUGCUUUGGAGAGGCUGACAUUGAAUGACUCCAGUGUAAAUGUUCAUCGUGACAAUAGCCUUGCCUUAGGAGCUGGAUGGAGGUUAGGUUUCCUUGGUCUUUUACACAUGGAAGUUUUUAAUCAGCGUUUGGAGCAAGAGUAUAACAUGUCUGUUAUUUUGACUGCACCUACCGUUCCUUAUAAAGCUGUUCUUUCCUCAGCCAAGUUGAUAAAGGAGUAUGGUAAAAAGGAGAUUACUAUAAUCAGCCCUGCUCAGUUUCCUGAUAAACUUUCAGUAUCUGAAUAUUUAGAGCCAACUGUUCUUGGUACUAUUGUAACGCCUCAGGAAUAUAUUGGGAAAAUAAUUGUUUUGUGUCAGGAUCGUAGGGCAGUCCAGAAGGAUAUGUUGUACAUCGAUGAGCACAGGGUUAUGCUAAAAUACCUCUUUCCGCUGAAUGAAAUAGUGGUGGAUUUUUAUGAUGCUCUUAAGUCUCUGUCUUCUGGUUAUGCAAGUUUUGAUUACGAAGAUGCAGGAUACCAGGCAGCAGACCUUAUAAAAAUGGAUAUUCUUCUCAAUGGAAAUCCAGUUGAAGAACUGGCAACUAUUGUACACAAUGAUAAGGCAUAUGCUACUGGGAAAUUCCUAUGUGAACGUUUAAAAGAUGCUAUACCUAGACAGUUGUUUGAAAUUGCCAUCCAGGCUGCCAUUGGCAAGAAAAUCAUUGCAAGAGAAACGUUGAAAGCUUACAGAAAAAAUGUUGUGGCAAAAUGUUACGGUGGAGACAUUACAAGAAGAAUGAAGCUUUUAAAGAGGCAGGCGGAAGGGAAGAAGUUGAUGAGAAAAAUUGGCAAUGUGGAAGUACCAAGAGAUGCCUUCAUACGUGUUCUAAAGAGACAAACUGAUAAAUAGAGAUCAGUGGCAUGCAGCUGAUUAUUCUCUCAACUUUUUAUAGUCAGUAAUAUAAUGGUCUGAUGUAUAAUUUAUCACUGAAAGGGAACAUACUUUAACUGGUGUAAAGUAAAUAUAUGUAGGAAAAUAAAUUGAAAGGACUAUGUUCUUAAAAUGUACAGAUACUUGUAGAUUACCAUGAAAUUAAAUUAAUUUCAUUUGA